Molecule: messenger RNA, 4729 nt
Organism: Jaminaea rosea
Lineage: Eukaryota; Fungi; Basidiomycota; Exobasidiomycetes; Microstromatales
Exons: 2
Coding region: 32-4660 (1542 amino acids)
Biological process (GO): proteasome-mediated ubiquitin-dependent protein catabolic process; DNA repair
Cellular component (GO): nucleus; site of double-strand break
Molecular function (GO): nucleic acid binding; protein binding
Source: RefSeq, a predicted model, not a curated record
CAUCGUCGCCAUCCCUCGAGCCCUCGCCGCGAUGCAGGUCAUCACACACCUUCAUCAACCUUCGGCUCAGCUAGGGUCGCUGUCGUUGCCCAGCUUUCUGCCGCUGCCAACUCUCUGCAUCGUCAAGCACUCCACGCUCGAAUUUCUAGCACUCCCUUCUCCCGGUGGAGAGGAUGAAGCACCUCUACUGGCCAAGGUCGCUCAGGCCAACUUCAAUGCUCGAGUACUCCAGAUUUCGCCUUUCAGCAAUGGCACCCGCCUUGCUGUACUGACAGAUCAUCACAAUCCCAGACUCAUCGUCCUCCAAGCGGGAGAUGCCGCUGAGCAGGCGGCCUCAUCAUCAUCAUCGUCGUCAACGCCCCGCUUCAACAUCGUUUGUGACCGCUCCAUCCUCCUCGAUGAGAUGACUCGCCCGCCUGCAGAGCUCGGCUUGGGGGUUUGGACCAUCUCUGCGCCCAAUGAUGAAGUGAUUGUGACGCAUGUCCACUCGGGCGUCCUCAAAGUGCUCCCGGUAGGAAAGGCUAAGUCGAAGGCAGCAUCCUCGCAGAUGGCGCUCAACACUUUCACGACAAGACUGCCUCACCCCACACUCCUGUCUGCGACCCCCUUGUCUUUGGAUGACGAUCGCCUCGGAAUAGCCCUCUUGUCCAUCAACUCUACACCCUCGCGACUUCCAGGCUUGGGAACUCAAUGCCUCCCUGUCUUGUCCUUCCACGCCGUCGAUCAAAAGCAGCAGCAGCUCAUCCCGCUUCCUUGGGGACCAGAGCGCAAGGUGCCACCAAUGGUUGAGGAGGCAACGGGCGAGUCGUCCACCACCUCGCCUCGUAGGCGAUCAUCGUCAUCUCAGCAGCAGCAGCAGCAGCAGCAGCCUCAAAGCUCCUCUCGCUCAGGCAAAGGUGGACCACAAGCAAUGGGUCGCACCUUGACCGUCGAGCAGGCCAAAGCCCGCGAGCAGUCUCUCGCCAAGUCAAAACUCACCCGAGCCCACGUUACUCUGCCGUACGCUGAUGCGCUUGGCGCCCAUCUCAUCACCGCCUUGCCGAAAGAAGCUGGGAGCUACGUACUCGUCUGGAGCGAGACGAGUGUGCUGAUCGUCUCGCCUCCACCGUCCUUGGACGACGAUGACGACGACGAAGAAGCCAACCGUGUUACAUCGUCCAAGUCACCCGUCUCAUCGGGUAAAAGACGCAAAGGCUCGAUGAGCACAGCGGCAGCAGGGGCUUCAGCAGCGUCCGCAUCGUCUCGCAAGGCUUCUAUCUCGAGCGGGAAGCAGGCAGACAACGGAGCAGGAUCGACAGACGCAUCGAUGCUCGCCACCUCGCCCACUUCCACCGCCAACGAAUACGGCAAGCGCCGUCGCGGCUCAACCAAGACUUCUGGCGCCAGUCAAGAAGAUCCCUCGAGCAUGGACGUCGACGAUGCUGCCCCGUCCAAGUCGGCCAAGUCUGGCUUCUCCGGGCUGAAGAUUCUGCGACUUAGCCUGCCACGACCUGUUCAGGUAGCAGCAGCCGCUAUCGUCCAAGAGCCAGCUGCUUCCAGCGCGCUUCAAGUCGACGAGGCUGGCAUGGGCGCCUCUAUCAACGUCAUCUUCGGCACAUCGGCGGGACAUCUCAACAAUCUCGAGGUCAGUCUCGCCCGCGACUCUACCAGCAAGCCCUGGUCGCCCAGCAACAUGCGCGUCACUCGUGUUGGCGAUAUUCCUAGGCCUCAGGGUCCCAACUCGCUUGCCUAUCUCGGAGAAGGCAUCAUCCACGUCGCAAGCGCCAGCGGUGACUCCGUUGUGGUCCAGCUCGCAGCUCCAACGUCCGACGAGACCGAGUCAGCAGGAGCUGAUGUCGAGAUGAUCCCCCUGCCAACAUCUCCUGUCGCAACACCGCGUCGCAAGGCAUCGGGCGCCGCCAAUACCUCCCUCGGAUCAGCUAGCGCUGCUGCCGCCGCUUCCAGCCGAGCCGCGUCUUCGCCGGACCUCCCCCUGUCCCCUCACACGAUCCAAACUGUGCGCACCUUCACGUCUCUGGCGCCCAUUCUCGACUUUAUCAUCGACGGCAAUGCCCUCGACGCCGGUGCUGGAGGAGGAGCGCAAGGUCGCAUUGUUGCAGCCUGUGGCACUGGGCCGGACGGUGCGCUCGCAAUCGUCAAGAAUGGCGUCACGCUAAAUGAAGUUGGCUCACUCGAUGUGCCCGACGCCAGGCGCGUGUGGGCUGCUCCUCUCGCUGAUGGAAGCUUUGCGCUCGUCUGCGGUUUUGCCGAACAUACAGGGGUGCUUGCAAUGGGUGGAAGUGGCGUUGAGGAUGUGACGGACAAAAUCGGGGACGGCAGCUUGGCACAGAGUCGCACGGUUGGCGCAUACGCACUGAGCGGAGGCGACAGAUGGAUUCACGUCUCUGACAAACGCCUGGCUGUCAUUGAUGCCGCAUCUGGGCAGCAGGUGACGGAGUGGGACCCGUCAGCGACGACGGACGCUGGCUCCGCUGCCAUCCUGGCCGUAAGCGUCGAGCGAGACGGUGUCCUCGUCGGACUCAACGGCGGGCGUGUCGUACUGCUCACCGUCGAAGGCGGAGCAGUCCAAGUCGUCGGCUCGCUAACCCUGCCAAACGAGGUCUCGUGCCUUCACAUGGUCCACGGCCUCGCUGCCAUCGGGCAAUGGAACACGAACACCGUGCGUCUCUUCUCUCUGCCCAACUUCCAGGACGUGACGCCAAGCAGCAUGAAUAGCGAGUCGGGACUGGGAGCUCUGCCUCGUAGCUGUCUCAUACACCGCUUUGCCUCCAGUGACGAGUCGACGGCAUCCACAGCCCCACUUCAUCUUCUCAUCGGCCUCUCGACUGGCGCCGUCCUCUCCUACAUCAUGUCUCUCCCCACGCCCGACUCCUUCUCUAAGACCAUCGGCCUCUUCGACCGCAAGACCUCCGCACUGGGGCGACGCCCUCUCUACCUCACUCCCUUCCAGACGACACUGGGCAAGGACGCCGUGUUGGCGACGAAUGGCGAGUCUUCGACUGUCCUCUGGGCCGGGGAGGGCGGAAGGAUGUCCAUGUCGGCGCUUGCAUAUCCGAAUGUUCUCGCAGCUGCACCGCUGAAUGCUAGUCGAGCAAACGCAGAGGCAGCCGCUCUGGUGCUCUCCCUGCCUACUGGCCUGCAAAUCAGCUCGGUCAGCGAGAUCGACCAGCUGGAUAUCAGCAAGGUACAGCUCGGCCUUGACAAUCCCAAUGGAGUCGCUGGCGUUCAACUGGAUGAGCGCGGUGUUGCACAGUACUUUGCCGUCACGACAACCCCCUACAAACCGGAAGGCUCUGCCACUCGUGAGCAACGUGCCUCUAAGCUCCUUGUCUACGGUGCCGUCGAGCUCGAUUGUGUCGCGGAACAUGCCCUUUACCCGCAAGAGCGCGCCAACUGUGUCUCAUCUAUUGUGCUGGAUGACCAAGAGUACAUCGUCGUGGGGACGGGCUUCGUCAAGCCGGACGAGACUGAGACGACCGAUGGGCGUGUGCUCGGUUUCACACUGGAUCGCGGCUCCGGCGGCAAAGCUCCAGUUCUGCGCAAGGGUUUCGAGCACAACGUCAAUGGCAAUGUGUACGCGCUGGCGUCCGCGGCCGGCAAGCUGGUUGUUGCCGUCAACUCGGAGGUGGUCACCUUUGGCUUCAUCGACCCUGCGCCGGACAAUGAAGAGGACGACUACGCGCAGGAGUACACGGAGCGCCUCUUCCGUCCGCUCUCCAAGUGGGGUUGCGCAUUUGUAGCCUGUACCCUCUCCCCGAUUCGGGACCAGCCGGACCGUAUUGUCGUCGGCGACGGGUUGCGCUCCCUCUGCGUGUUGCAGGUCGAUGCAGGCUCCUCCGCUUCCUCUACCGGCACGAGCAAGCGCCGCGCUACGGGCCGCCUGACAGAGGUGGCGCGUGACUGUGAUCCCUUCUGGACCACGGCCGCCUCCUCCCUCGAUUCUGCAACCCAGACCUUCAUUGGAGCGGACAUCAGCUUCAACCUCUUUACAUCGCAACGGGCCAAGCUUUCUGCCGAGACGAAGAGAAGGAUCGAGCGCGAGGCCGAGAAACGACGGGAGAGGGCUGAGCGUGGUGACUCGAGUGCGCGCCUCGCGAGCUCCAAUCAGGCGCCUCUGCCUAAUUUGGUAGACGAGGAGGGGGAUUGGAGCCAUGUCAUGGAGAGGAGGGGUGGGUGGCACUACGGUGAUAUGAUCAAUCGCUUUAGGGAGGGAGCACUGGUUGUGCCCGCCGCUGCCUCCUCCUCCUCCUCCGCCGGCGCUCCAGCAUCAGACGAAGGCGGAGCUGCCUUGCCAGCGCCCAUCAAUCCCCGCCUCAUCUUCGCGACUAGUGCCGGUGCCAUAGGCAUCAUCUCCUCUGUCCCUUCUCCCGCAGUGGGCAAGACUCUGACAGAAGUAGAGCGCAACCUUCGCAGCGUACUUCCCCUCCCUUUGGGCGGUAUCCCCUACGAGGAGUGGCGCACGCUUCGCACAGAUCAUCGUACGAGCGCACCGGCGGGCUUCCUGGACGGAGACCUGCUUCUGCGUUACGUUGGAGCAGAGCUGGGCAAUGAGGGCAGGAGGAGGGUACUCCAGGGUGAGGAAGGGAAUGGUAUAGGCAAGGUUGGGGCUGAGGCGGACGAGGUGGAGAGAUUGUUGGAUGGAUUGGCAAGGGUCUGCUAGACAUGGUCCGAGCUUGAGCCUUCGCAUCUGUGUCUGUCGAGAGAAAUCAUGCAUCCUUUGUCACCAUCA